Molecule: messenger RNA, 300 nt
Organism: Fusarium proliferatum ET1
Lineage: Eukaryota; Fungi; Ascomycota; Sordariomycetes; Hypocreales; Nectriaceae
Exons: 2
Coding region: 1-300 (99 amino acids)
Source: RefSeq, a predicted model, not a curated record
AUGUCAAAUCUCAGCCGUAUUGGCGUCGAUGGCUGUAUGGGAAAGGAACGGGAAUUCGAGAUGUUCGUCCCUGAAGAUAGUGGAGAUGGAUCAGGCAGCCCCCAGCCGACUGUCAACGCUGAGGAGAUCAUCAUGGCUGAUGAUACUGUCGAGUAUGUUGACAAAAAUGCCUUCGGCGAUGAGCUCGACCGAAUGCCUAAUGGCUACUAUCGGAGUCCUCAGUUUAUUGGUACUCUUGCUGCACCUCUGGUAUUCAGACUGAGAGCUGCCGCUGCAGUUACUAUCUGGGCAUCAUUCUGA